Molecule: messenger RNA, 2595 nt
Organism: Kwoniella shivajii
Lineage: Eukaryota; Fungi; Basidiomycota; Tremellomycetes; Tremellales; Cryptococcaceae
Product: phosphoribosylaminoimidazolesuccinocarboxamide synthase
Exons: 10
Coding region: 1-2595 (864 amino acids)
Biological process (GO): 'de novo' IMP biosynthetic process; tyrosyl-tRNA aminoacylation
Cellular component (GO): cytoplasm
Molecular function (GO): ATP binding; phosphoribosylaminoimidazolesuccinocarboxamide synthase activity; tyrosine-tRNA ligase activity
Source: RefSeq, a predicted model, not a curated record
AUGGCCGAACCAGCUUUCACUCAAGAAGUAGCUGAGAAAACAUCCACUAUCGCUCUUUCACCCGAGAAGGAAGCCGUGUACGAGCGAAUCACCAGAACUUUGCAAGAAUACACUGGAGGUGAUAUCAUAAGAAAGGUUUUGGCCGAUGGAGAGGUACCGAGGGCCUAUUGGGGUUCCGCAACUACUGGACGACCACAUAUCGCUUACUGUGUACCUCUCGUAAAAAUUGCGGAUUUCUUGACUGCUGGUGUACAUGUCAAGAUUCUUCUUGCAGGUAAGCUGUUCAGUGCUCAAUUUGAUAAGAAUCUCCAUGCAUUCCUUGAUGCUUCCAAAUCUACGCUUCAAACCGUCCAAUACCGAGUCAAGUACUAUUCUAAACUCCUCAAAACUGUCUUUACCGUCCUCGGUGUACCUGUAGAUAAGCUAGAAUUCGUGACUGGAACUAGCUAUCAACUCAAAGCGGACUACACUUUAGAUGUAUACAAAUUCCACGCUCUUACUUCAACAAGAGAAGCUGAACAUGCAGGUGCUGAUGUAGUCAAGGAAUCUGAAUCUCCUUUGAUGAGCAGUCUGCUUUACCCUGGUCUUCAAGCCCUAGAUGAGCAGUACUUGGACGUUCAUUUCCAAUUCGGUGGCGUUGAUCAGCGAAAGAUCUUCAUGUACGCUGCUCAUUUCCUUCCCCGACUUGGAUACGCCAAACGAGCACAUCUCAUGAAUGCGAUGGUCCCUGGAUUAUCAGGAGGUAAAAUGUCAUCAUCUGAUCCUAGAUCCAAGAUUGAUUUCCUCGACUCAGCAGCUGAAGUGAAGUCCAAGAUUAAAGCAGCGUUAUGUCCACCUGGAGAAGUAGAAAACAACGGUGUAUUAGCAUUCAUCAAAGCUGUCCUUAUACCUAUCUCAGCAUUAAGAAUCGAACAAGCUUUCAAUAAAGGAGAAAAUGCUCCAGUUGGAGAAGGAAGCUUUGUUAAUGUUGGUGCACCAGAUGGUACUCUAUUCAGUAUUACAAGACCUGAAAAAUUCGGUGGUGAUAUUCAUUUCUCAAGUUACGAAGAAUUAGAAAAAGCUUAUGUAGCUGAACAAGUACAUCCUGGUGACUUGAAAUCUGGUGUAACGGAUGCUUUGAUCAAUCUAUUAGCUCCUAUAAGAAAAGCAUUUGACGAAGAUGAGGAAUGGCAAGAAGUUGAAAGAUUAGCUUAUCCAGAUCAAUCCGCUGCACCACCUAUUGCUGAUAAAAAAGUUAAAAAGAAGGAUGUGAGGAAAUCCGCUCCCACUGAAGAAGAACGAGCUGCACUCCGAGCUGCCAAAGAGAAAGAAAAGGCCGAAAAAGCAGCUGCUAAAGCUACCGCUGAAGGUCAUCCCCUUAAAGCUGCUCAAGUACAACGAGCUUCUCAAGCUGCGAUUGAUGUCCAACCAGCUUCCGUCGCCAGUGGAAGUGGAUCAUCAACAUCUUGUAUUACCACUACUAAUCUACCAAAACUCAAACUACUCGCUAAAGGCAAAGUAAGAGACAUCUACGCUUUACCUGCGCCUGAAGAUCAGGACAAAUUGCUGUUUGUUGCGACUGAUAGAAUGAGCGCUUUCGACGUUAUUAUGAAUAAUGGUAUUCCGUCCAAAGGUAUCACUCUCACGACCCUCUCUUUGUUCUGGUUCGAUAAACUCAAGGAGGUCAUCCCUAAUCAUGUCCUCACUCCUUCACCCUCGACUUGUCUGGCUUCUCCUGCUGAUGCAUGGUCUGAAUUCCCCCGAUCGUUGGAUGAAUACAGAGAUCAGCUCGAAGGAAGAAGUAUGAUCGUGAAGAAGUGUGAGGUGGUGAAGAUUGAAGCUAUCGUUAGAGGUUACAUCACUGGUUCCGCUUGGUCUGAAUACAAGAAAUCUCAAACGGUCCACGGUAUCGAGAUGCCUGCCGGUCUAGUGGAAUCUCAAAAAUUACCUAAACCUUUAUUCACUCCAUCCACAAAAGCUGAUUUAGGGGAUCACGACGAAAACAUACAUCCCGAUAAAGUCAAGGAUAUCUGUGGACCAGAGCUUGCUGAACAAAUCGAAAGAGUCGCAUUACGACUCUAUACCGAAGCCUCAGAUUAUGCCGUUCAAAGAGGAUUAAUAUUGGCUGAUACGAAGUUUGAAUUUGGAUUAUUACCUGAUUCUUCAUCCCCUACAGGGUCAAAACUUAUUUUGAUCGACGAAGUUUUGACGCCUGAUUCCUCAAGGUAUUGGGCUUUCGAUGCAUACGUACCUGGUCAACCACAAGCCUCGUUCGAUAAACAAUACUUGAGAGACUGGUUGAUCCAAGGGGGCUUGAAAGCUAAAGAGGACGUUACGUUGCCUGAACAUGUCGUCUCGGAGACUAGGAGCAAAUACGAGGAGGCGAGAGAUCGAGUCAUGUCAUUAGGUAAAUUCGCCAAACACGGUAAAAUCGGAACUCAAGCAGGAGAUGAAAACCUAAGUUUACAAACCGAUCAAGUUGAAGAUGCUAUCCAAGAAGAAUCUGGCAAAACUGGAAAACAUGGUAAAAUAGGUGUUAAAGCUGGAGAUGAAGAUUUACCUUUGCAAACUGAUCAAGUUGAAGAUGCUAUUAAGCAAGAAAGCAAAGCCUUAUAG